Musca domestica (house fly) is the source of this 2233-nucleotide messenger RNA. Its product is annotated as FAST kinase domain-containing protein 5, mitochondrial. The transcript has 5 exons. The coding region runs from base 221 to 2176 and encodes 651 amino acids. Lineage: Eukaryota; Metazoa; Arthropoda; Insecta; Diptera; Muscidae. The record is from RefSeq and is a predicted model, not a curated record.
CCAUGAAAAUAAAUGAACUCAUUUUUCGAUCUUUAGAGCCCUGGUAAUGGCGUUUUUGUUUUGAUUUUUAACUUUUAUCACUCAUUAUUGUUUUGUUCUCUGAUUUCGUAAUUCCACAGAAAGUAGUGUGAGGGAGCAGCAGCGUGCAUCCAAUUUAAAACUAUUUUUUUGCAAAAUAAUGAAUUAAAUAAUAUUUAACAAAUAAACAAAUAGUAAAAAUAUGUUUCCUAGGCAAAUAUUUAGAAGUAUUUUAACAACAAAUCUACUCUUUUCACAACGAACAACAACAAAACUAUGGAAGCAUGUGACUGCAGCGAGAAGUCUUCAUUUGAUGCCUUCAAACUUUGCCAAAAUUUACAUGGACCGGGAGAAUUUACAUGCCCAUCAAGUGCUGGAGGAAUCAUUGAAACCCUAUCAAAUAUUUGCCACUGACAUUGCCUUUAGUGUGGAUGAUCUCUCGUCAUCUGAACUCCAAGAAAUUGUGAAAUGUCUACCAGAAAAUUUCAGUACCACAGAAGUUUUCCAACAAUUCCGCAGGGUAUGUCACUACUGCCAUAAGACCAAUACCUUGAUAUCGAAUGAAGCAUUCACGGCAUUUGUACAACAAUUCUGCGAUCGUAUUCAUUUGCUAAGCGAUGAUGAGUUGAGGGAGUCCCUUAAAGGCAUGGCCCUGCUGCCUCAAGAGGAGAAUGUUCGAGCACAUAAUUUUGUGGAGCUUUGGAAUAUCUUGGAUAUCGAAUGUUGUCGCCGAAUAGAAAAGUGGUCUACGGAUGAGCUUUUGUUGGUGUGUGAUGCCUGGUAUGCCUUGAAUUUGGCACGCAUCUGUGAAUAUGUUUGGGAAGCGUUACGUAAAUUAGGUCGUAAAGUUAUAAAAAUGCAGCCAUCGCAACUGGUCCAGACCAUGUUCUUUUGUAAUGUGAUGCGCCGCACUGUUUUCGAUAUGUUUGAUUUUGAAGUUAAUUUGGCCAAGUGUGCCAAGGAUAUGAGCCUGGGAGAGUUGGGUGUUAUGUCAAUGGGAUUUUUUAAGACCCAAACACCGAUUCGAAAUCCUGAACUCAUUAAUUAUAUGUAUGAGAGAUUAAUGAGCGAAUUGGACACAGUUGAUGAAAUAACAUUUGUGGCAAUACUGAAGGUCCUGCGUUAUAGCUCCAAGCUGCCUCAAGUUGAUAUAAUGAUGAAAUUACUGGAUAAAAUUAGCCAGGAAAAGUUUGAUGAUAUGAAUUUAUUGACCUGUCUACACGUUGCCCUGCUUGGCUGUGAGCUGCAAUGUUGUCACGAAGAAAUCGUGGAGAAAAUUCUGAAUAAGUUUCACAAUGAAAUAGCCAAUACUCGUCUUAAAGAUCUGGAACGAAUCUCCCUUGCAGUGGCUUUAUUUAAUAUUAAAACUCCCAACAAAAUUGAGGACUUGUUGUGUCAGAGAAUUUUAGAUUCUCUCAAGGGACGUGUUGAUGAAAUCAUGAAACAUCCCAAAUGUUUUACAAAUUGUCUGCACUAUCUCAGCUUGAGAGGAUUUUACGAUAAGGAAAUGUUAUCUGUGGCCCUUGAUAGGAAAUUUUUAAAACAUGCCGUUGGCUCAAGUCUAGCCGUAAGUAGGGAAGUUUUUAAUUUGGACACAUUUGUUAAAGUGAAUCUGGCGGAUGAUAAUUAUGAAGGAAAUCAAUUGGCCGAUAAAUAUCGCAAGACAAUGGGUAAAAUGUUGACACAUUAUAUACCUGAUAAUAAUCCCAAAUACAAACUGAAUGCAACCGAUCGAAUUUUGUUGCAAAUGAAGGAGAUAACAGCUGGUUUCUUGCCACAUUGUCAAUUGAAACAUAUCUUACCAAAUUACGAAAGGGCUGAUGUGGUUAUAUGCUAUGAUCGGUCGACACGUAAAUCGAUACCUCUGGCUGAGACAUGUCCGGAAGAUUAUAGUGGCAUUGUGUUGACGCGGGACCGACUUUUAGGCGAUAAACUGAAUAAGGAUAUUGAAACGGUUGCCCUGAUAAUUGCUGGUUGGAACAAUGUGGUAAGGGGCAAGGACAGACAUACUGGAUUGUUUGACAUGAAAUUGAAACAGUUGGAAAUAUUGGGACACAAAUCUGUGGUGAUAUAUUGGCAUGAAUGGCGUGAGCUAGAAACUCGCCAAGAUCGUGUAAAAUUUGUUAAAAGACGUCUAUCUUCUGUUAUUAAUUUAUAAAGUCUUUUUCGUGUAUUCAUAGACAAGGAAUAGUGUGGCAGUAGCUGGUAUUGUACG